Molecule: messenger RNA, 1788 nt
Organism: Pollicipes pollicipes
Lineage: Eukaryota; Metazoa; Arthropoda; Thecostraca; Pollicipedomorpha; Pollicipedidae
Product: L-galactose dehydrogenase
Exons: 7
Coding region: 89-1156 (355 amino acids)
Cellular component (GO): cytosol
Molecular function (GO): L-galactose dehydrogenase activity
Source: RefSeq, a predicted model, not a curated record
CAAGUAAAAAAAAGCCGGCAAGUCUCCUGUGGACCAAGUAAUUGCUUGCCAUACCUGCUUUCAGCACCUGGUUGCAUUUUCUCCCGCCAUGGAGCCGGGCGACCUUCCACCGACCUACGUGGAGGGGUUCCACGACCUGGACGCCGUCAAAAGAAUGAAAUACACCCGGCUGGGAAACACAGACCUGAUGGUCUCAAAGCUCGGCUACGGCGCCUCGGGACUGGGCCUCUGCUACGAAGCCUACGACUGGGAGGCGGCGCGCGCCGCGCUGCUGCUCGCGCUGCGCAGCGGUGUCAACUACAUCGACACGGCGCCCUGGUACGGCCAGGGACGCAGCGAGCGCACGCUCGGCCAGAUGUUAAAAGGCGUUCCUAGAAAAGCGUACUACAUAGCCACCAAGGUUGGGAGAUACGACAAGGACUACGAGCACAUGUUCGACUUCUCCGGCCAGCGGGUGCUGAAGAGCGUGGAGAACAGCCUCCAGCUGUUGGGACUUCCGUCUGUUGACGUCCUCCAGGUGCAUGACCUAGAGUUCUGUCCGCGCCGCGCCACCAUCCUGAACGAGACGCUGCCUGCGCUGCAUGAGGUGCGCGCGCGCGGCCUGACUCGCUACCUCGGCAUCACCGGCUACCACCUGGGCGCGCUGUUGGACGUGCUGGACCGCUCCACCGUGCGCGUCGACACGGUGCUCUCCUACAGCCGCAACAACCUGCACGACACGGCUCUGCAGCGGGUGCUGCCGCGUCUGCAGGCGGCCGGCGUGGGCGUCAUAGACGCGGCCGCCACCUGCAUGGGCCUGUUCUGCCCGCAGGGGCCGCCGGACUGGCACACGGGCACACCGGAGGUCCUCCGCACGGCCGAGCGGGCCCGCCAGCUCUGUCAGGAGCGCGGCGUCAACAUCGCGCGCCUGGCGGUGAACUUCGUGCUGACGGAGCCAGGCGGCGCCACCUGCCUGACGUCGAUGAUGACGCCGGAGAUCGUGCGGGAGAACCUGGCUCAGGUUGACCGCCGCUUGACCGACCUCGAGCGGCGGUGCUCUGACGAGAUCAGAGCCAGGUUCGCGGCACUCAACCCCGAUGUCUGCCACUGGGAGGGCAUAGCAGAGAAGGAGUAUUGGGACGCCUUAGGCCUCACAAAAGACGACGACCGGGUCUAGAUGGACGACAGCGGAUUUAUCACCGAGCCCCUUAUCAAAUAGUGCAGCCAUUGCUAUUGCCUUUCCUAUCCUGGCGCACUCGCGAAUGGGCUGGGCUGUGGUAUGGGCUUUCCGAGACGCAUGUUCGUGCGGCCACGUAAUGAUACCUGCAGGCUGAGUUCCCUGACGAGGUCAGAACGAAAAUGAGAUCAGUCGUAUACCGAAGUGCAAUUAUAAGAUGGGAUUGCAUGCGCAUAGGUAGUUUACGCAUGUCAGACAUACAGAAUGAGGGCAGUUCCAGAACGCUCCUAGCACUGUGGAGAACACCACAAAUGCAAUAAAAUAUGUGGUGCUUCGGGGAUCAAUAAGCAGUCUGAUGUCUCGGGCUAUUUUUUACAGCCGUUUUGAUUGAAACACACAAGGCACGCUUCAUCAUGACUGUUGCGCGAGCUUUUUCUAUGCCGUUACCCAAGAACGGGUAACCAGGAGUGCCCCUCCCCAAUCCCAGCGACGCAAUAAACCGUACGUUAACACCAGAAAACAUAAAAUCAAGGCGCGGCACUCCCAGCCAGGAAGAGAAAACAAACGUAAAGAAGCAGGCAAAGAAGUGGUGCAGACCCGAAGGAAUUGUGCUAUGUGAUGGGCAAGGAAAA